CGCAGACCUAUAUAUCUACUGAUAGAUUCUAAGUGCAACAAAAAGAAAUAUUCAUGUGCACUAAAUGUCAUUCAUCAUCAUCGGAUAAUUUAAACGUUUAUCAGAGUUGAAAGCUUUUCCUAAAAUAAAAGCGAGAAGAAGCCAACGAACUCACAUAGUGACUUUAAUUCUGUGACUUUUAUUAGAUUUCGCUUCUUCUGUCUGUGACACAAAGUGAAACUUUUCAUCUAGAAAAUUCAAAUAAACAACAUUAGAAAGAUGCUGAGGCUCAAUUCGAUUAUAAACACAUCGGUUUUGGUAGCAGUUACGCUCUUAAUACCGUCAAUAAUUGCACAAGAUUAUGAUGUUUCAGACAUCCAGUGCUCAUUCUCAUCACAAGGUUCAACACUCGGUGACAUGAUUACAGCGAAACUUAAAAAACCGCUUGGAUUUAAAGGACAUCCACUGUUUGCUGAUGAUCGAAGUGUUAAUCCAGACAAUGACUACUCGUGUACGAUCAAACCUGAUCGAAAUGAUGUUGCUGAAUUAAAUUAUGAACUUAAAAUCACAGACUUUUCACGUUGUGGUGUUCUUAAGCGUAAUGGAUUUGUGCAUGUAAGAAUUUGGUUUCCACAAUUUCCCGGUGUUGUGAUGCAAUCGGAUCAAGAAUUAAUCAUAAUGUGCAAACCACCAGAACCGACAGUCAUUCAAAAUAAAGCAGCUGGAUUUGCAGGCAGUUUUCCACAUGGCGCGAGAGUUUCAGGCGUGGUUGAGGAAACACCUGGCAGACUAGAGUAUGAAGUAGCACUUUACAAAGAAGCUCCACCACUCGGUAGAAUAUCAGGUCAACAGCAACAAGCACAACCGCAUCCACAACUGUUUCCAAAAAAUGGCACAAGUUUAACAGCAAAUAAUGAAGUUCCAGUUGAUCAAGCAGUUCCAAUCGGUACAAAAUUACAGCUUAGAGCAAGAAUCAGCAUUCAAAGUGUGUGGAAAUAUGUAAAACUCAUGGAAGUCACUGUCAGUCCGGAUCCUGAUGAUCCACAUGCUAUUGGAGCAGUUAUUUUAGUCCGCGAUGGAUGUCGAAAUCGUGACUUUGCAUCAAUCAUUCCACACCAACCAGCAAGAUAUCGUGACAGACCCAAUGAAGUUUUCUUAGAUUUUGAGGCAUUUCUUUUAAGUUCUAUGAAGGAACGAUCAACACUUUGGAUACAUUCGCAAAUUAAAGCCUGCAUGGAUGCUCAAGACUGUCAACCAGAUUAUUGCUUAGAUUUAUUCGAUCAGACUGGAAGUAAAAGACAUGGCAAAAAGAGAAGAAGCAUUGACACCAAUACAACAGAUUACACGAGAUUUAAGGAAAAUCUUCAGUAUACAGUUUUAAUGCCUGGCGAAUUUGCGAAUGGCGAUAUCAAGUUUAAUGAAUCGCCUGAGCAGUGCCGCAAUUUUGUGAUGAUUUCUGGUCUUCUUGCUGGUCUGCUGGCAUUAUCGACGAUAAUUACAUGUGGACUUGCAUCGAAGCUACAAACAGCUGGAAGAAAAACACUCGAUGACUUUACAAGAUCGGGAUAUGCAGGAAGAGCGGUGAUGCAGUAAAUUUUUUUCUUUACUGUUUAUCAUGCUAGUUGUAGGAGCCGCUAUUUUACAUAUAAGACUAUUUAUUUAAGUAGUAAUUAAUAUUAGACUUAACUUAUUAUUAUUCAUGUCAUGGUAAUGAGUCUUUAUCAUUCUCUUUAAGUAAUAAUCGGAUUAAACCGUUUAGCUUAUCAAAAAAUAAAAUGGCAUUAGACUCAUUGUUAUGUAGGACAAAUGUUUCCUCUCGAUGCAUUUUUGAUUAAUUAGAAUAUUAGCUGUUUUAUGUAAGAUUUACUCAUACCGAAUUCAAAGUAUUUUGUGUAAUUUUGAUGUUAAGGAAAAGAAC
Chironomus riparius is the source of this 1897-nucleotide messenger RNA. The record is from the annotation of a GenBank genome assembly. Lineage: Eukaryota; Metazoa; Arthropoda; Insecta; Diptera; Chironomidae.